AUGAAGAAAGCUUUGAAGUUGACUAUGAAAGGAACCACUCAUCGAUGGUGCAUUUGGCACAUAACCUCAAAAUUUGGUAAGAAACUUGGGAAGCAUUCUGAUUAUGCCCAACUUCAUGAUGAUCUUGAGAAUGUAAUAUAUGAUAGCCUUGAUGUUGAAGAGUUUGAGGCUAAUUGGCCCCAAGUUAUCAAGAAACAUGGUGUUGAAGAAGAUGAAUGGCUACAAGGGCUGUAUAAUGAACGUCAUAUGUGGGUUCCCGCUUUUGUGAAGCAUUUGUUUUGGGCUGGGAUGAAAACAACUCAACGGGUUGAGAGUAUUCACAGGUUUUUCGAUGGUUAUUUAAGUAUGCAUACUUUAUUGUCCGAGUUUGUUGAGAGGUAUUGUGAUGCUUUGGAGGUUAGAUGCACUAGUGAGAAAAGGGCGGAUGACAACAAUGACAGGUUUUUGCGUCAAACAUACUCUGAUUUUCCGGCUGAGUUGAUAUUUCAAAAGAUAUACACGGAUGCCAAAUUUAAGGAGGUUCAACGUGAAUGCAAUCGUACUAUGUAUGUGAGUGAGAUUCAUAGGACACAUGUGUCAGACAAUGUAACGGAGCAUUUUGUGGAGGAUCGAGUUUGGUAUAAGCCAAAAAAAUCCAACAAAGAAAUACCGUCAAAGAGAAAAAGAGAGUAUAAGCUUGUGUUUGACAGGUCAACGAAGGAAGUAUCUUGUGAAUGCCGACAUUUUGAAUGUCAUGGGAUUAUUUGCCGCCAUAUCAUUAGGGUGUUCGAGAGGAACAACUUCUAUGAAAUACCAGACAAGUACAUUCUUCGGAGGUGGAGGAAAGACGUGAUACGAAAACACAGUCGGGUUAAGGUAUGCUACCAUGACCCGGAUAAAACUGAAGAAGUGUAUAGGUACGACAAAAUGAUGGUGCGGUUUGGUCCUUUGUGUUCGAAAGCAUCGGCUAUUUAG
Messenger RNA from Chenopodium quinoa (quinoa), 954 nucleotides. RefSeq names its product protein FAR1-RELATED SEQUENCE 6-like. The transcript is spliced from 2 exons. The record is from RefSeq and is a predicted model, not a curated record. Lineage: Eukaryota; Viridiplantae; Streptophyta; Magnoliopsida; Caryophyllales; Amaranthaceae. Bases 1 to 954 code for a protein of 317 amino acids. Gene Ontology annotation, molecular function: zinc ion binding. Gene Ontology annotation, biological process: regulation of DNA-templated transcription.